This is a messenger RNA of Cercopithifilaria johnstoni, 1971 nucleotides long. The record is from the annotation of a GenBank genome assembly. Lineage: Eukaryota; Metazoa; Nematoda; Chromadorea; Rhabditida; Onchocercidae.
AUGGAGAAGGCGAUCUUCGUGUUAGAAUUCGAACAGAUGAAAGCGGCUUACAAAAAAAUGAAAGAGGAUGGAAGCGCUGCUGAAGUGAUUAGAUUAACAAUCGAGAAUGCCAUACACCGGAAAGCAUUGGAAAUUGCACAGUGUGUAAAUAGUGAGCAAGAAAGUUUUCUGAGGCAGCUACUAGCAGUUACAUUCCAAGCUGCUAAAGAAGAUUUUUGUGCAAAAGGAACAACAGUUGCUGUGGUACAAGAUGUAUUCGAUGUCAGUUCAGUCAAACGUUGUGAAGAACUUUUCGUCAUUGUCGAAGACAAUCUGCCGCAGUGGAAAAUGGGCAUUUUUUACGAGCCUUGCAAAAAUAUGAUAUUACGGAUGUGUAAUGACUUGCUGAAGCGUCUUUCACGGACGGUGGAUACGAGCUUUUGUGGGCGGAUUUUAGUUCUGUUAGCACAUGCGUUACCGUUGUGUGAAAAAUCCGGCUUAAAUCUUGUUAGCCAUUUUAACCUGGACAAUGUUACGAAAUAUGAUAUGACCGAUUCCUGUAUUGCUGUUAAUUCAAAUUUAAUGGAGGAUAAUGAAGUUAUGGAAGUGGGCGAAAUAAGUGAACGGGAAAUCCCAGUGGAUUAUACACUUUACGCAAAAUUUUGGCAGUUACAGUCUUUCUUCUCUUCCCCAGCAACAUGUUUUGAGAAAUCAAAGUGGAGGACAUUCCAACAGAACACAACUGAGGUGCUCAAUAUAUUUUCAAGUCAUAAACUGGAGUCCUCUGCAACCCUUGAAGGCUCAAAAAGAGAGCGCUUGAAACAGGAAAAUUCAAUUGAGGAGAUUGCUUCGAUUCCAUCGACGUCGAAAACUGAUGGAGAUGAAGACAUUUAUUUUGCGAAAUAUUUGACUAAUCAGAAGCUAUUGCAGUUACAGUUGAAUGAUUCUCAGUUUCGACGUUAUUUCCUCGUGCAAUGUCUAAUUCUAUAUCAAUAUUUAGUAUCUGAUAUCAAAUUCAAAGACAAAUCUUUUACUCUGAAUGACGAACAAUUACGAUUUAUUAUUGAAUCCACUGAAAGCUGCUUUCGAUUACUACGUGAGACGCAUCCGAAAGGGCUGCAUUUUGCUGAUUCUAUGAAAGUAAUUCUUCAUCGUGAAAAGGAAUGGUCUGAGUGGAAGAACAAAGGUUGUCUCGAUUAUACUCAGCUGGCAGACAAAGAAAAACCAAGCGUUUUUAAAAAGCGUCCAAGAAACAGGUAUGAUCCCUCAAAACUUGAUCUCGGCAAUCCAGAACUGACAAAGCUGUGGAAUAUCAAUCCGGACAUGUUGUCGGCUUGCGAAGACUCAAAAAGAAAUUUUAUACCGAAGUUGGUUACAUUUCUUGAAGAUCCUCUCGAUGAACUGGAUCCGGAACAAAUGGUUGAAGAGCAAUGCAGAUCGGUGAACAAUGAAUCGUUUCAGUGGAGAGCAUCGCGGCUUCUGAUGUCUCAAAGCACAUCGUAUUUUCAAACACCAUCAAAGAGGAAUGAAGUAACAGCAAAUUUGGCACCAUUUUUGGAAGAAGUGAUCAGACACACUGCAGUUAAUUUCCCGGAGUUGAAAGAUCGCAUUCCAGGUUUUACAAAUGACAAAAAAAGUGUCAAAAGAAGCGUGAGUAAUGGUAGUAACUGUGCUUCAUCAGCUCUUCACAAUGGAAAGGAACAUAUUGAACCUUCUGCUGCUUUAACUGAUUCACAUAUCGAACAGCUUGCACCAUUACUAGCAAAUAGCUGGUCGACAUUAGCGGAUGUAAUGAAUAUCAGCAAAGAAAGGAACGACGCAAAAGAAGAGCCGAUGAAAGUAGCACAAAGAAUAUUAACAGCCUGGAGACAGAAAGAGGGAAAAGCAGCAACGGUUAAAAGGAUUAGUAGUGUUUUACUGAUGGCUGAGUUAUUCAGCGAACAAGUUGGACAAGUCUUUAGAGGGAAUACACCAAAAAGGAUCUCGGCCUGA